GGGCGGGGUUCCAUUAGUCCCGGAGCGUGCGGCUCGGGCAUCCGGAUCCGGAUCUGUGCUCGCGGUCUGGGGCCGUGCGCGGGGGUGGCAGGGGUCGCGGUGCCAUGGUUCUGAGCCCGGUGAUCGGGAAGCUGCUGCACAAGCGCGUGGUGUUGGCCAGCGCCUCCCCGCGCCGCCGGGAGAUCCUCAGCCAAGCGGGUCUCAGGUUUGAGGUGGUUCCGUCCAGGUUCAAAGAGAAGCUCGAUAAAGCCGCCUUCGCCACCCCUUAUGCUUACGCCAUCGAAACAGCGAAGCAGAAGGCCUUGGAGGUGGCCUCCAGGAUGCACCAGAAAGACCUCCGGGCCCCCGACGUCGUCAUCGGAGCGGACACCAUCGUGACGAUCGGGGGGCUGAUUCUGGAGAAGCCAGCGGACAAGCAAGACGCGUACAGGAUGCUCUCCAGGUUGAACGGGAAGGAGCACAGCGUGUUCACGGGCGUCGCCAUCAUCCACUGCUGCAGCGAAGACGGCCAGCUGGACACGGACGUGUGCGAGUUCCACGAGGAGACCACGGUGAAGUUCUCGGAGCUGUCCGAGGACCUUCUGUGGGAGUACAUCGACAGCGGGGAGCCCAUGGACAAGGCCGGCGGCUACGGGAUCCAGGCCCUGGGCGGCAUGCUGGUGGAGUACGUCCGUGGGGACUUCCUCAAUGUCGUGGGCUUCCCGCUGAACCACUUCUGCAAGAAGCUGGUGCAGCUGUACUGCCCGCCCCACCGCGAGGACGUGCAGCGGGUCAAGCACGAUUCCAUCCCCGCCGUGGACACCUUCGAGAUCGCGAGCGAGGCUGCUCAGGGUGACGAGGGCUGCGGCCCCAGCAGGGCAGGGGUGCACGGUCACACCGGACAGGCUCCUGCUGGCCCCCAGGGCCCAGACACGAAUGGGCUGGUGGAGAACCCGCCCCCCUUCCCGUCCGACCUUCUAGACCUCAUAGACGGCUUUAAAGCAUCCAAGGCUCUGUUCACGGCUUGCAAACUGAAGGUGUUUGAUGUACUGAAAGAGGAAGGCCCCCUGAAGGCGGUGGAUGUUGCACGCAAACUUAACGCCUCUGUGUGUGGAACUGGACGGCUCCUGGAUGUCUGCGUGGCCCUGGGAUUACUGGAGAAGACAGACACAGGUUACGGUAACACGCAGCUGGCAAGCCGGCACCUGGCGUCGGAGGGCGCGUGUUCUCUCCACGGCUUCGUCGCGUACAACGAUGAGCACGCCUGGACCGCGUUCACAGACCUGGAGUCUGCGGUGCGACAGGGACCCCGCGCGGCUGCGGGGAGGCCGGCGGAGGACCCGUCUCAGAGCAGGGACCGGAGGCUGCGUUUCAUGCGAGCCAUGCACGGCCUCACCCAGCUGACAGCUCGCCAGGUGGCCACGGCCUUCGACCUGUCCCGAUUCACCUCUGCCUGUGACCUGGGAGGCUGCACAGGUGCCCUGGCCCGAGAGCUGGCCCGGGAGUACCCGCGUCUGAAGGUGACCGUGUUUGACCUCCCGGAGGUCAUCGAGCACGUGUCGAGUUUUCACCCCGAGGGCCGGCAGCCAGAGCGCCUCCGCUUUGUGCCAGGUGACUUUUUCAAGGACGACCUCCCGGACGCACAGCUGUACAUCCUUUCCAGAAUUCUCCACGACUGGGCGGACGACAGAGUGCACGAGCUACUGAGCCGGGUGUCCCGCAGCUGCAAGCCAGGCGGUGGCCUCCUGGUGGUUGAAACGGCCCUGGACGAGCGGCGAGCGGCCCGGGCCAGCCUGCCGGCGGCCUUGAACGCGCUGGUGCGGGCCCAGGGCAGGGAGCGCAGCCUGGCCGAGUACCGCAGCCUGCUGGGGCAGCAUGGGUUCCGGGACGUGCAGGUGGCGCAGGCGGGGGACAGGCUGGACGUGGUUCUGGGCACCAGAGCGUCGUCGGCGCCCUGAGGCUGCCAGCGCGUGACGCUCUCCUGGGAGGCUGAUGGGGGGGGGGGGGGGGG
This is a messenger RNA of Neofelis nebulosa (Clouded leopard), 1990 nucleotides long. RefSeq names its product acetylserotonin O-methyltransferase like (gene ASMTL). The coding region runs from base 105 to 1937 and encodes 610 amino acids. The transcript is spliced from 13 exons. Gene Ontology annotation, molecular function: nucleoside triphosphate diphosphatase activity; O-methyltransferase activity. The record is from RefSeq and is a predicted model, not a curated record. NCBI's taxonomy places the organism in Eukaryota, Metazoa, Chordata, Mammalia, Carnivora, Felidae.